This is a messenger RNA of Metopolophium dirhodum (rose-grain aphid), 3542 nucleotides long. Its product is annotated as sodium/hydrogen exchanger 9B2-like. Gene Ontology annotation, biological process: proton transmembrane transport. NCBI's taxonomy places the organism in Eukaryota, Metazoa, Arthropoda, Insecta, Hemiptera, Aphididae. The record is from RefSeq and is a predicted model, not a curated record. The coding region runs from base 458 to 2056 and encodes 532 amino acids. Gene Ontology annotation, molecular function: antiporter activity. The transcript is spliced from 8 exons. Gene Ontology annotation, cellular component: membrane.
UGAACUUGUUCAGCCUUGAUGGUUGUUUUAUUAUUACAGAGUCGCGAUACUCACGCGUCGUACCUAUGUCGUAAUAUUUGUUUGUUGGCACUUGCCACAUUCAAUCUCUCGACCCGCGCACCCACCACGUGUUUGGUAUCAUCGCGUUAAAUAAUCUUUUCGCUGUUGUCUUAAAUCGUUUCGUUUUCCCGUUCUUUCCGCUGUCGUGUGACUGUGUGAGGGGGUGUGACAAAUAAUAAUAAUAUUAUUCCUCGUCAUAUUUCGUAAACGUCGCCAGCUCUUCAUAUACGCGUACUGACGUCUGCCGGCUGGACGCGCUCUUGCGAGUAACGAAAAUAUUAUUAUGAGCUCAUAAUAUUAUUGUUGUGGCACGUCCUUUUUAAGUUUUUAUAUUUCUUUCGAAGUACAACAAACGACAUAAUAACAUCGUCUUGACUAAGAACAGCGAUCACAAGAAAUGGCAGACGAAAACAACGGCUCCGGUACGGUGGCACAAGCGCAAUUUCAGCUGCAGCCACGGAAACAGCACAACGUGCGCAUCGUCGACCACAGUGACCGGCCUUCGAGGUGGUCGUCGCUGUUGUCCUGGUCCGAUAAUCGGUGGCCGGCAACUUCGGCGGACGCUAUCGCCGUCGUAUUGUCCGUGGCCGUGGCCUGGUGUCUGCUUCACGUGAACGUGGCGCCAGCUCUGAUGGCCGUUCCCGGCGGCAGCGUGGCGUCCAUAUUCAUGCUGUACGUGGCCGGGCUGGCCACCGGCUGUGCCGUAGACGUGGUGGGUGGCCUCCCGCCGCUGCUGGGCAUGAUGGUGGCCGGCAUUGCUCUCCAAAACUUUGGCCUGUACACCGUCACCGCCAACUGGUGCGUCAACCUGGUGGCAAUUAUGCGAGAAGCUGCGCUGUCAGUGAUCUUGAUCAAAGGCGGCUUGGAAAUGAACGCAGCCCAGUUGCGUCGGCUCAGCGGUGCCGUGACCAGACUGGCGCUGUUGCCGUGUGUGGCCGAGGCAGCGGCCGCGGCCGUGGCUGCGCAUUACAUUUUGCCCAAUUUCUCUUGGGAAUGGGGUCUGAUGCUGGGGUUCAUCUUAUCGGCCGUGAGUCCAGCUGUUUUAGUGCCGAAUCUGUUACGAUUGAAACAUAUGGGAUACGGUGAAAAAAACGGCGUCAACACGCUGGUGAUAGCUGCGUCGAGUUUAGAUGACAUUGUGUCAAUCAGCGCUUUUGGUGUCUUGUUGGGCAUCGUUUUUUCAACGGGCAACUUGACCAGUAAGAUCGUUCAAGGACCCGAAGACGUUUGCAUUGGGACUGCGUUGGGACUUGUGUGGGGAUUCCUCUUGAUAUUUGUGCCACCCCCAUCGUGGGCAAAUGUGUCGUACACCACCCGAAAAGGCAAACUCGAUGACGAAGACGGGGGAAAUGAUGAAAAACAAACGGAGCGGUCGGUGACAGCCAUGAGAGCGUUUCUGUUGGGCGCCGGUGGGAUUCUGGCCGUGACCGGCAGUCAGUGGUACGGGUAUCCUGGGGCUGGUCCUUUGGCUUGUAUCAUAUCUUCGUUUGUGGCGGGCACUGGUUGGAAGUGGAGGGAAGAAAAACAAAACUGUGACAGUCCGAUCACGGCUUCGACACACGACGAAGCAAGCCCGGUUGAAGCGGUAUUCGAGUGCAUUUGGUUUGGGCUCCAACCGAUUCUGUUUGCGUCCAUCGGCACUGAAGUCAAAUUUGAACUCCUCAGGGGUGAUGACAUAAUCGUCGCGGGACUAUUGGUACUCUUUGCCGGAUUGAUAGUGCGUUUAAUUGUAACGUCGUGUGCAGUUUGGGGAGCAGGAUUCAACAUUAAGGAAGUGAUAUUUAUUAAUAUCGCGUGGCUUCCCAAAGCAACUGUCCAGGCCGCGCUUGCUCCGGUAGCGUUGGACAUGGCGAGAAUGAUGGGAACAGAAGAGGACAAGGAAAGUGCUAGUCGAUUGUUAACCAUCGCCGUAAUCUCCAUACUAGUUACAGCCCCUAUAGGGGCAUUCGGCAUUCAGUGGUUCGGCCCCAGGUUGUUGUCCAACGCCGGUCGAUAACUAUAAACUGUUCUCGUCUUGGAAUGUGUUAAAUAUUAAUUGAAAACGCUCACUUGUGUGUUUAUUGUUUAAAAGUAUUUCUAGCAAAAAGUUUAUUACUUGUAAAUUAUAAUCACAUACAAAGCCCGUUUGGAUAAAAUCACUAAAUUUAACUGUAUCCGAAUAUCCGAUAAAAUCGCGAAAUCAUCGAAUUAUGUAAUGAUACAACAAUAUAUUUUAAUAACGAUGAGCGUCUAGACAAAAAAAAAAACAGUUUUCGUGAGCUUGGAUCUAUAAUUGUUUCACUUCCUUCCGACUAUAUUUUUUAAUAAUAUAGAUUUUGUAUUGGUUAUCACUUAUCUGUCAAUCAUAAUCAAAAAGUAAACGUAAUAAGCAAUGGCGGGUAUAUAAUUUUGUUUUGUUUUGUUUUUUUUUUAUUUGGGGUGGGAGCCAUAAGUUUUUAAAUCAAUAUUUAAGUACACAUUUAUAAAAAUCAUAUUAAUGAUUAGUAUAGGUGUAAAAGAAUUGUAUAUUAUUAACGAUGUCAUAUCACAUCGGUCUAAUUGGCUAUAGUUAAGAUGUUACACGCUUUCGAUUGGCUUAUAAAUACAAAUGUACAAAAUAGUUAUUUAUUACGAACCAAAAACCAAGGGGGCCUCUCUGCCAGUCUUCCCCCUCCCCGUAAAUCCGCCCACUGGUUAUAGAUACAUAUUCAACGAUUAUUUAUACAAUCAAUACAUUUUCUUUUAAAUAAUGGAGGCAUUACUGAUUACUGUUAUUACAAAAAGCCAGUGGCACUGAAGUGUUUAAAAUAUACUAUGACAUCGCACAUAAAAAUCUCUUCCAGCCCUCCCCCUUUUUUUAAUUUAACAAUCAGGUUCAAUCAAAGCACCUACAUAAUACAAUGUUUAAUCAUUUAUUUUGACGUCUUCACGUAAAUUCUGGAUCAACAGCUCAACAGUAGGAUCCCUGCAGUGCCCAACAGUGCCCCUCCCCCUCCCCCCAACUAAAGGUAAUCGCGGCGACACCGCAAAAAGCUGGUCCAAAGAAUCAAUGCCUUACAUGGUAUAUUAUAUAUACGUAAUUAUGGUACUAAAAUAAACAGUAUUUAUAUUAAAAAAUUAAAAAUUAAAAAACAAACACAAGUCAUAAAAGCAUAUAAAAAAAAUAUCAAUUAAUCAAUACAAAAUGUUACUAUUGUGCACAGCAUAAAUAUUACCAUUGGUACAUACAUACAUUUUUUUAAAUUAUUUUAUUUGAAAAAUAUAAAAGUACAAUGUAUAGUACAGAGUGAUACUAAUAUUAUGAUUUUAUUAUGUAUACAUAUUUUAAAAUGAUUCGUGGAGGUGUGAAUAAUGAAUAGACAGGAUGUGCUUUUAGUACAUAUUUAUAUAAGAGGUGAACGAUACUUUUUAUUUUUUAACGUAAGAUAAUAUUAUAAUUGUUAUAAGUACAACGUACUAAAAUAAUGUGUAUAUUGUAUUAAAUCAAUCAUUUUGUAUAUAUA